CUGAACAUUGAUAGAAAGAUAACGUUGGAGGCAAGUUGCCUUUGAACAACUCUCUUAGGAUCAACUGCCUCCCCAUCCCAUUCCUUGCUCCGAAGCUGUUUCCUCUGCUUGUGCUGAGAGCUGAUGCUCAAGGCACGUAGCUUUUCAAGAACUGGAUCAUGAACAACUUUAUCCUCCUAGAAGAACAGCUUAUCAAGAAAUCCCAACAAAAGAGAAGAACUUCUCCCUCAAACUUUAAAGUCCGCUUCUUCGUUUUAACCAAAACCAGCCUGGCAUACUUUGAGGACCGUCAUGGGAAAAAGCGUACAUUGAAGGGCUCCAUUGAACUCUCCAGAAUCAAAUGUGUUGAGAUUGUGAAAAGUGACAUUAGCAUCCCCUGCCACUAUAAAUAUCCUUUUCAGGUUGUACAUGACAACUACCUCCUGUAUGUGUUUGCUCCAGACCGUGAGAGUCGGCAGCGCUGGGUGUUGGCCCUUAAGGAAGAAACAAGGAGCAACAACAGUUUGGUGUCCAAGUAUCACCCCAAUUUCUGGAUAGACGGGAGGUGGAGGUGCUGUGCUCAGCUGGAGAAGCUUGCAGUGGGAUGCGCCCAGUACGAUCCAACCAAGAAUGCUUCAAAGAAGCCUCUUCCUCCUACUCCUGAAGACAACAGGCGAUCACUCCAUGAACAUGAAGAAACCCUGGUCAUUGCCUUGUAUGACUACCAAACAAACGACCCCCAGGAACUCGCGCUACAGCGUGAUGAGGAGUACUACCUGCUGGACAGCUCUGAGAUUCACUGGUGGAGAGUUCAAGACAAGAAUGGGCAUGAAGGAUAUGUACCGAGCAGCUAUCUGGUGGAAAAGUCCGCAAAUAACCUGGAAACCUAUGAGUGGUACAAUAAGAGUAUCAGCCGAGACAAAGCUGAGAAACUUCUUUUGGACACAGGCAAAGAAGGAGCCUUCAUGGUACGAGAUUCCAGGACCCCAGGAACAUACACCUUGUCUGUUUUCACCAAGGCCAUCGUAAGUGAGAACAACCCCUGCAUAAAGCACUAUCACAUCAAAGAAACAAAUGACAACCCCAAGCGAUACUAUGUGGCCGAGAAGUAUGUGUUCGAUUCCAUCCCUCUCCUCAUCAAUUAUCACCAGCACAAUGGAGGAGGCCUGGUCACUCGGCUUCGCUACCCGGUUUGUUCCUGGAGGCAGAAAGCCCCCGUCACAGCAGGGCUGAGAUAUGGACAAUGGGUGAUCCACCCCUCGGAGCUCACUUUUGUGCAGGAGAUUGGCAGCGGGCAGUUCGGAUUGGUGCAUCUUGGCUACUGGCUCAACAAGGACAAGGUGGCCAUCAAAACCAUUCAGGAAGGAGCUAUGUCAGAAGAGGACUUCAUAGAGGAGGCUGAAGUCAUGAUGAAACUCUCUCACCCCAAACUGGUCCAGCUGUAUGGGGUGUGCCUGGAGCAGGCCCCCAUCUGCCUCGUGUUUGAGUUCAUGGAGCACGGCUGCCUGUCGGAUUACCUGCGCAACCAGCGGGGGCUCUUUGCUGCAGAGACCCUGCUGGGCAUGUGCCUGGACGUGUGCGAGGGCAUGGCCUACCUGGAAGAGGCGUGCGUCAUCCACAGAGACCUGGCUGCCCGAAAUUGUUUAGUGGGAGAAAACCAAGUCAUCAAGGUGUCGGACUUUGGGAUGACAAGGUUUGUCCUUGAUGACCAAUACACCAGCUCCACCGGCACCAAGUUCCCGGUGAAGUGGGCUUCCCCGGAAGUCUUCUCCUUCAGUCGCUAUAGCAGCAAGUCGGAUGUGUGGUCCUUUGGUGUGCUGAUGUGGGAAGUCUUCAGCGAAGGCAAAAUUCCAUAUGAAAACCGAAGCAACUCAGAGGUGGUGGAAGACAUCACUACUGGAUUUCGCUUAUAUAAGCCCCGGCUGGCCUCCUCCAAUAUCUACCAGAUCAUGAAUCAUUGCUGGAAAGAGAAACCAGAAGACCGGCCACCUUUCUCCAGACUUUUGAGUCAACUGGGUGAAAUUGCAGAAUCGGGACUUUAGCAGAGACUCAGCUGCAGACCCUGAGUAGGGGAAGAAACCCUCCCUCCACAGAGCAUUAAAAGCCGCCACCAGCCCAGGACUCCCCAGAGGCAGCUGGUCUGUGGUGCCAGUUUCUAGGCUGCCCCAGAGGCUGGCGCUCAGCCACAGUCAUGUGGCUCGGCCAAUGAAGCGAGAGCAGGGCCACAGCAGCGGCCAUGCCUCUCUCUAUCCUCCCUCCAGCCUCUUAUCUCGGGUGGUGCACAAACCUCAAUCUGACAGCUUCCGGCAACAUUUCUUGCACUUCUUCUUAGAAAGAGAGAAACAGGGUAGGGCCCUGGACUGUUAUUUUUGUUGUUAUUUUAAACAUGGAUCUAAGGUUAAUGGUCAAGGGACUUUUCAUUUGACCCGGCAACAUAAAAUCCCAGGGGAUGGAACAAGAAGACCUGAGGAGCGUAACUCUCUAUCAAGGAGGACAAUGAGUUAAUUAAGGUCUGAAAGAGUAAGCUCCUUCGUUGUGAUGCUGUUGGCCACAGCUUCCGGCCACAGAUGAAGGAGCAGCUGCUCACCUCAGAGGCCGGAUAUCCUGAGAAGCAGUGUUAUGAGGCUUAACUCAGAGCACACUGCCACCUUUCUCCAUGAAGGGAGAGUUAUGGACUUGGGUGAACAGUUCCGACCCCAGAGUUGGAGCCCUUGGGUAUCUGGUGUCUGGGCAGAAAGAGGGCAUCUGAUGGUAGGGAACCAAGUGGUACUGAGAAAGACCUUAGGUUGUUAUCACACGGAUGCUCACCCUUAGUACGAGCCAGGCAAGGUGACUAUGCCUCCCCUUCUGUACAGAACGCUUCUGCAUGCAUCCUAGGAGGAAAUGGUUGCUUCUGAACACACACUCUGACUGAGGACUCCAUCAUCAAGUCCCCUGCCACCCCCACCAUGAAGAAUCAGCCCCCUCUCUGCCUUCUCCCAUCAACAACAGAGGGCAGCAUUAUGUUGAACAGUGAGUGAUGUCUGGCAAAGAAACUGAAACUGGUUUAAGCCAUAUAGAUUUGCAGCUUUAAGGGUGAGACUUUCAGCCUCCCAAAAUUCUGAGAGAGAAACCAGGGGUCUGUUCAUGUUCAAACCAUCUGGAUGGACACUGAGGCCGGCACUAAGUGGGGUGCUCCUCAGAGGCACAGUGUUGGCCACUGUUGAAAUAUGCAGGGUGAGUAUGUCCUGAGUUACAAGACUUCUCUGCAGUUUAUCCCAAGUUCACACCAACCUGGUGAGUUAGUAUUACUCUUCCCACUUUACGUAUUGUAAAACUGAGGCUUUCAAAAGCCAGGACACCUGCCGAACGUGGCAGAGCUGGGAAUUAAGCCCAGGAUUCUAGUUCACAUGUGUCUGACUCCGGUGCACAGUUUCUUUAUUCCUAUUCAACAUUGUCUUUUACCAAAGACGAAAGGAACUGAUUGCAGAGGAAAUAAAUACAGCAGAGGGAAAAGGCAGAGAAAGCCAAUAAAGACAUCAACACAGCACCACCAGAAAGUAAUGUUGUUCUUGCAUAGACCACAGUGGUUGGCACUGUAGUCCUCCCACUUGGGAAAGGAUCUUCUCUUUUCUCAUCUGUAGCUCCCCUUUGUCAGAGGUAAUGAGAUUGGACUUAGUUAAUUAACCCUUUGAGUCCCUCAACCUAGCAGAGUCAUGUUGCAGAAAGCCAUUUAGGUGGCUUCAAAGCAGCUCGGGAAGAUUCUCCUGCAGAAGUAUGUAGAAGGCUUUAUUUAUUCCAACUUUGAGUUGGCUGCAGUCUUCUUGGACACUUUGUAGGGAUGGGUAUUCCCUGAUGUAAGAGAGAGUUAGUUUUCCUACAAUGUUCAGAAAAAACUCAGGAUGGGAUUGUUGGGUGGUAUUGCAAUCAGCUCUUUCUAAACCAGCUAAUAUUUUGAUUGGCUGGAGACCCAGAUGCAUAACUUUUAACUACAAUUAUUGUGAAACUGGAGGCCCCAAGAUAAAACUCCACCAUUCAUAAGAUGAUCUUACUCAACUUAUCCCAAAUAAUUUAUCUGUACUUGCUGGCAUUUCGUACAUUCUCUUUUGGAAUCUGUAAUUAGAGAUGAUUUCUGGAACAUCCAGCCUACAAGGAAAACAUCGGAAUUGACUGAUUUCUGUGGUCUGGUUUAGGAGACCCCCCUCACUUGUCAUUAUCUUGUUCAAGCUCAGGUUCAAGUGGUCUUAGCUAAAUGCAUGUAGAUAGUUUCCCUCCCAUUGUCCUAGCCUGCAGAAUGGGCUUCUGGCCUGUUUUUUUGUUUUUUGUUUUUUUUUGGUUUUCUUUUUCAAUCACUUUAAAAAUGGUGCCACAUGUUCACAGGGAAUUCCCUUAAACAAGGUUUUGAUUCUUAAUGCAUUUUAUAGUUUUUGCCUUUUGUACCUUCUGAGACUAUGUAUUUAUAUAUGCAUAGAUGGGAUAUUUAUUAGUGUACAGUCAUUGCUAGCAUUCACAAUAAAAAUAUUAUACAUGUCUCUUACCCUUCAUCAAGCACACAAAGUUAAAGGUCAGGUCCAGCAUAUAAAGCUGCCCAUUUUAAUAACGAUAGUAUGUACAGCCUGGGUUUCCUAUGUGUCCAACUGUCGGCCACACAUAUUCCUUAAAUAAAAAUGGUUACACAGUUUCAUGUCCCACAGGUCAGUACUUCAACAUUUGUUCAAUGGGUAAACACCAAACGCUUCCUAGGUUCCCAUGGCACCCUGUGCCGAGAACUGCAGAAACAAAGAUGAAAAAGGCAGAGUCUUUUUGUGUGAGAAACUGCAGGCGUGAUUGGGAAAGGAGACAUACAAAUAAGUGAAAUUAUAUAUAAUACAGCAAUUAGAGCAAUAACAGAAAUAUGGUCAAAGAAGAGAGGAGCUCAGAAAAACCGAUGAAAUCUCCCUCUUAAUAGGGGAAGGUUAUGUCGCUUGCUACUCAGAGUGUGGUCCCUUCCCCAGCAACAGCAGAAAGACCAGACUGUGAGAUACGCAAAUUAUACAGCCUCACCCCAAGGCCCACUGGGGUGAGUGUCUACAUUUUAAUGAGAUCCACAGGGUCCUGUACACAGGGAAGUUUGGGAAGCACUGGCCCAGGGGAAAUAAUGUCUGGCCCAGCUUUGAAGAUGAAUUAUGGUUUUUAUUUAAGGUAAGCAAGUGGGCAGAAAUAAGAGAAACACUUUUCAGGUUGGGGAGCAGAGGAAACAGAAUGUGUUGGAAAGCUGUUACCAGCUUACCGUUGGUGGAGCACUAGGGGUGUGGGUGUGGUCUCCGUGAGGGUGGGUGGGGGUGAUAGAAGGGGCAGGCAAAUUGAAAGAGGUUGUAAUUCUAGGCAAGGACUGUGUUACAAAAAAAAAUGAAAUCGUACCUAUAGAUAGAAAAGAUGUCACUGAGCAAGGAGAUAAGGCCAAAUUUGUGUUUAAAAAUAUAUUCUGGCCUGGGCUUGUGUGGCUCAUUCGAAAGGUCUUGGGUUUCAUUCCCAGUCAGGGCACACGCCCAGGUUGCAGGUUCAAUCCCUGAUUGGCACACUUACAAAAAGGCAGCCAAAUCGAUGUUUCUCUCUCACAUCAAUGUCACUGUGUUGUCUCUCUCCCUUCUUUUCUCUCUCUCUAAAAGCAAUAAAAAAUAUCCUAGGUGAGGAUAAAAUUUGUUUUUAAAACAAGAAAGAAUAAAAAUGUAUUCUGGCAGCAGCAUGCUGAGUGGAUUUGAAAGAGGCAAACUGGUGGAAGAGAAACCAAUGUGGAUGUGAUUUGCUCCUUGCUCCUAGUACCAGAUGAUUGUUCAUUCUCAUUCACUGUCGUCUGCUCUGUGGGUGACAUGCAGAAGUUAUAAUUCAGUCUUAGGUCACAGUUGCAUGGGAAUGAAUAGAUGUUCCCCCUCCCUCUCAAAAUCUCAAGGAAAGACAAGCUGGGGCAUUACUUUGGGGGGGGUGUUGAGCUCUCCCUGUACCGUUCAGUUCACCAAAUGCCCAGGUCUGUGCCAGGAGACAGUUCGGGAGCCAGAAGACCCUGAGGCACAGGUGAGAAAACCUGCAGCUUCCACGCGGUCCUCUGCGUGGAGCUCACCUCCAGGCCUGACUCCCACUGGCAAUGACCCAGACGGGAAACUUCUUUAUGGGGUUAGAUGAACAGAUGUGCUUCCCAGGGCACUCAUUCUGCAGACUUUACUCUCUCUGGAAUCUUCCAACACUCUGAGGUCACCGCCCUGAGGAACGGGCAGAAUACACUCCAUUCGGCAAGAUGGGGAGCCUGCGUGUGCGUGCCUGUGCUGAGGGAGCCGCGGGCUCCCUAGGUAGAGGGCCUUAAGAAGGCGGUCUGAUGAUCAGGAAGACAGGGUUGGAGUUGGACCUGCAUUUGCAUCAAAGCACAUAUUCUCAAUUAGAUAAGUAUUUAUUUGCAGUGGCUUUGAAGGAAGUGUCUGCUCCCCAGAGCCACCCCUAGGUGGCAGCUGUGUGUGUGUGCGUUUCAAUGACUUCCCCGUGUCAUGGUGUGUAGUUGGCAUGGGAAAUAACAGAAUCAUACAGAUGCUGUUACAAAGAGUUAUCGAGAUCCUUUAUUUCAUAAGUAGUCACCAUCUAUGUGCUAUGGCACUGUGUGAGGUGCAUGAGAUGAAUAAGAUGUCAGUUAGGGACCAAACACAUCAUACUCACACCAAGAUAAUUCCCGCAGGGCUUAUUUACAAAAGGACUCUGUGAAAAUAGUGUGGGUAAGGUUUAGGAGAACCACAGGAAGUGACACAGAGGAGAAGAACAGCCAAGGGUCAGUCAUCACCCCCCAAGCCUGGGCAGACAGCUGGGCAGUGGCCACUUGAAUGUGGAAGCAGGGGGUCACUGGAGAAGGUUGCCUUUGGAGAAGAGGACCUUUUGUGGGGGACAGAGGAAGCCCAUGGCAGCAUCUCAAGGAGGAAGCAGAGGAACAAAUAAAUAUGCUGACCCCACUUUUCUCGCCCCACCCCCAUCAACUGCUGAGGCUUCUUGUUAACCGAACCAAUGGGAAGCCAGAGGCCAAGGAGACCCUGGAAGGGUAGUCCACAGAGGUCAGUCUCCAGGGAGGGCAGCAGCAGGAGAAGAGCCGAAUGGGCAGGAGGAACAAGAGACAUCCACCCGUCUCUUCCCCAAUUCCACGCUUGCAGCCAUUCGGUGGGGUGGACUCAAGGGCCACCUACACUCGCCUGAGAAUGCAGCAACCCUGACCCCAUUUCACCUUGACUAUGUUUUGCCAUCCCAGAUCCAUUCAGAAUAUUCUCAGAUCCUCCUUCUCAGUUCUUACCCACAAUUACUGUGAACAGUAUUUGUUGAACUAACAAUGAAAUGUUCUUUGGUAUCAGUUAUGUGUAAAAGAGCUGACCUUCAAGGGAAGCCAGUUCUCUAGAAAUUGUGGGAAAUGAGCAAAGUGAGGGGAAGACAGCAGAGAAGGGAGGGAGUGUUAUUUCUAAACGGCCCAGGGUGGAGCUGCAAUGUGUCAACAGCAACACAUCCCUCCAUAUUUCAUCUAUAAAGAAAUAGACCCAUAGAUGAAGAGAACAGACUGAUGGGUGCCAGAGGGGAGGGGAUUUGAGGGGCAGAGGCUGAGUUGAAAAGCGAAGGGAUUAAGAAGGAUUGGUAGUUACAAAAUAAUAGUCACGGGAUGUAAUUUACAGCAUAGGGAAUAUAGUCACUGAUAUUGUAAUCACUGUGUGUGGUGCCAGGGGGACCACUUUGCAAAGUACCCAAUUGUCUAACCACUAUGCCAUACACCCGAAACUAAUACAAAAUAACAGUGAAUGUCAACUGUAAUUGAAAAAUAAAAUGUGAAAAAACAAACUCAAUAUGUGAGAGCAAUACCUUAAAAAUAUUUAUUUCAUCUAUAAAGUAAUAGGGUGACUUCUAAGGAUUUUGUGAGGAUGAAAUGAGCCCAGCCAUAUACAAUACUUAUCACAGAGGCUAAAACAUUUUUUAGUUUUAAAUAUAUUCUUUGAAAAAUUAUUUCAGAUUCAAUGAAGAAAAUGGAUAACACAGUUUUCUAUGGAAAGACCAGCGUCUGGGGCCAGCUGACCUUGAGCAACCCUUCCCCUUUCUGGGCCCCAGUUCUUUCAUCUGUAAACUGAGGCCAUUUUGAGCAAAAGGUCAGGUUUGAUUUAAUGGGCCAUGUAAAUUGUGUAACUGACCAUUAAGUUUUUCUUUUCCUGCUAACUACACGGACCAGAUGUGUCAACCUUCUGUAGCAAUAUAGAGAUUUUUGGGGUAUUACUCACAGUUUCUCUCCAUCUGAAACCCUUUUUCUUCUUUCCUUUAAAAUUCAUUACUUAUGAAAAACAUUUUAAAACAAUGCAUCUCAGUAACUUUCAUUAAACAUGUUUUUUGGAAAAAGGUGGCAUAUUUUUUAAAAAAGAUUUUUCAUUUAUUUGGCAGGGGGGAAACAUCAGUGUGUGCUUGCCAGGAGCUAGAAUAAGGUGGCAUGUUAAUAAAUACAUGGUUUCAGUUGGCAAGGGGGAAAUGAGGCUGUAGAUAAUUUUGGUUAAAAGCAUGAGUUUUGGUUUCACUACUUGGACAACUUACUUAACCUGCCUCAGUUUCUUCAAUUAUAAACUUGGGCUAAUAAUUAUGUUUUUUCUCAUAGGAGAAUUGUGAAUAGUAAAUGAGGCAAUGCACUUGGUAAGCAUUAGCUAUCGUUACAAAUAUUAGUAUUUUUUUAUUUCUUCCUCCCAAACCAAUUCUUAUGUCCAUUACAAAUAUUCCACCAUUGGUUCCUAUGAAGUAGGGUCUGCUAAUGGAUUUUGAAUGGAAACUUGGUGUCCUAAGUAACUUGAGGGUGUUCUAAAAACAUAGCAACACUGCCACACACGAAAACACAAUGCAUGGGACACAGCUCUGCAAGGGGCAAAGCAAUUCUCGCUUUAUCACUGCGGUCCUCUCGUGGCUGAUGGUGCCGACGGGCCGGAUGUAAAGGAAAUCUGAAUACAGUAGAAAGACGUCUAUGAAUUUCACUGGCAACAUGUAAGAUUUCAGUUCUGGUUAUUCAUUCAACCCACUUUUACUGAUCUCCUGUUUUGUACUAACUAGUCUCUGAGGUCACAAUGGCAAGCAAGAUGGACUCAUCCCUUCUCUUAGGUUUAACGUUCUGCUGAUGGAAUGCAGGCAAGUGCGUCCACAGUCACAAGUCAGCGUACAAGCAGAACGACAGAAGAAACCCAGGGGUCUAGAGACAGCUCACCUGAACCAACCCCAGAUGUGGAGGGAUCUUGGAUGAAGUAACAUCUAAACAUAUACCAGAAGGAUGGAUAAAAGUUGGGCAGCAAAAUGGGGAAAAGAGUGGAAGGGGGAAGGAAAGGAGGACAGAUCAUUCCAAGCAAAAAAAGCCCAAAUCGUGAAAAGGUCACAAGAGAGAACACAGCAAGUUUGGGGAACGAAAAGACUCCCUUCAUCUGAAGCACAGCAAGCUCGUUCAUGGGAGACAGUACAGAUCAGGUCCUGAAACCCCGCACAGGCCGUGGGGAGGUGUUCGGGCUCUGUGCCGAGAGUGGAGGGAGCUAGUGAAGUGCCCAAAGUGUGGCCAAGGCAGUUCCUUUUUUUUAACUCAAGCGAUUUUCCACAUUCAGAAGGACUUUGGAGUGUAUCCAACCUACUUCGCUCUGUAGAAGGGGAAAGAGGGAGGCGGAGUGACUUGCCUAAGAACACUCAAUUGCAAAACGAGGACAAACAGGCAAGCCUCUGAAUUUUCCAACACAGUUGUUACAACAAGACCCUGCUGCUUCCCCUUGCAAGUAAAUAAAAGUCAGGGGUCAGAAAAAGAUUUUUCCCUAAAAUCUAACCAAACAGAUAUGUAACAGUCUCCUUUGUUUUUAAGCGACUUGUUCUUAAACGGUGAAAAGAUGGAGAAGGAACAGGGAAAAUGAAUGUAUUACAGAAAUCUAC
This is a messenger RNA of Artibeus jamaicensis (Jamaican fruit-eating bat), 9882 nucleotides long. It is a transcript of the gene ITK, whose product is annotated as IL2 inducible T cell kinase. Gene Ontology annotation, biological process: intracellular signal transduction; T cell receptor signaling pathway; B cell receptor signaling pathway. Gene Ontology annotation, molecular function: non-membrane spanning protein tyrosine kinase activity; protein binding; ATP binding. The coding region runs from base 159 to 2021 and encodes 620 amino acids. NCBI's taxonomy places the organism in Eukaryota, Metazoa, Chordata, Mammalia, Chiroptera, Phyllostomidae. The transcript is spliced from 17 exons. The record is from RefSeq and is a predicted model, not a curated record.